CCGGCGGCAGACGUGUCCCGGGGAUGGAGGACAGCAGGAGACCCCAUGUCGCCAUCGCUGGCUGGGCAUGCACCACCCUGUGCUUGGUGUCCUACACAGCUGCCUUCUCGCACGGCGCCAGCCUUUCCGCCUGCAUCGACAUGAUGCCCAGGCACCUGAGAGCACAGCUGCACAGCCCCAACAACAACUACGUCACUGUCCACACCAACAUGUCCUUCUACUUCCCUGGCGACAAGGUUCCAGUGACAGUGAGGAGCACCCGGGAUUUUAUGGGUUUUCUGCUUCAAGCUCGCAAAGUGUCUAACGACGAAAUCGCUGGCACCUUCGUCUUCAUUCCUCCUGGUUCCAAGCUGCUGACUUGUUUUGAAGAUGGUGACACCGUCACCCACUCAGACAAGUCACUGAAGAGAAACCUGUCCUUCGUAUGGAAAGCACCAGACCAGCCCAUUGGAGACAUCAAGUUUUUGUAAGAAUGUGCUGGUUCCUAACCAGAAUUUGUGUCUUCUCAGUUAAAGGCUUGGCUUUAUUUUUCCCAUUGCACUUGUCCAGCGCAGUGGUUUAUGUAUCUUGAACCACGUGUAGCUAAAUAA
Molecule: messenger RNA, 590 nt
Organism: Calidris pugnax (ruff)
Lineage: Eukaryota; Metazoa; Chordata; Aves; Charadriiformes; Scolopacidae
Product: putative defense protein 3
Exons: 3
Coding region: 24-470 (148 amino acids)
Molecular function (GO): oxidoreductase activity, acting on metal ions
Source: RefSeq, a predicted model, not a curated record